This is a messenger RNA of Desarmillaria tabescens, 1580 nucleotides long. Its product is annotated as Arabinanase/levansucrase/invertase. The transcript is spliced from 3 exons. Gene Ontology annotation, molecular function: hydrolase activity, hydrolyzing O-glycosyl compounds. The record is from RefSeq and is a predicted model, not a curated record. Gene Ontology annotation, biological process: carbohydrate metabolic process. Lineage: Eukaryota; Fungi; Basidiomycota; Agaricomycetes; Agaricales; Physalacriaceae. Bases 409 to 1362 code for a protein of 317 amino acids.
ACUCGAGGCCAAGAGUGGUAGCAAAUUGCUUUUCUUCGCGUGUAAGCCUUGCCUCACUUUGUUUACGUGGUAGCUACUCUGUGCGCUAUCAAACAGCAAUAAAGUUAACUGCCAGUAUACAUCAUAUCGAAAUAUUGUGCGCUAUACUGUAUCUGUGCUAGAGACGUACUCGUUGAACAAGCCGAAACGUAUCAACAGUCGAUGUUUCAGAGGAUUGGUCUACUUUGAUCCUAGCAACAUCUGAUCUAUCAGUGCUGGGCUGCAGAUUUUCCAGUUGAUAAACACAGUAAUCCGUCUUCUGUUUCAAGAUGCUCAGGUGGAUUGUUCCCACAAGGAAUCAGCUUGCUGAUAUUUAUCUUGUCGCUAGUAUAAAAAACACAUCAGUACCGUUGUCACUUGCAUGCCGCCAUGCUUACUGUCGCGUCUCUCCUUUGCGCUACCGCGCUUCUCACUGUUCCUGCAGCGGCGUCUAUUACAGGGCCUGUUAUCCAAUCCAACUUUCCUGACCCAUCCGUCAUCCAAGUUGACGGGAUGUGGUAUGCCUUCUCCACAAACAGUGGGGGCUUAAACAUACCUGUUGCCACAUCCAGUGAUUUUAACACAUGGACUGUUACGGGAAAAGAUGCGCUACCUACCGUAGGGACAUGGAGCAAUGGUCGGGACGUGUGGGCCCCAGACGUGAUUCAACUGGCUGAUGGGAGUUUCGUGUUGUAUUACGCGGCUCUUUUAGCGGAUGGUUCUACACAUUGCGUAGCCACCGCCACAUCAAAGAGUGUUGCCGGUCCAUAUACACCGCAGGCUAAUGCGCUAGCUUGCCACGCCAGUGAAGGAGGUGCUAUAGAUCCCGCAGGGUUCACAGACGCAGAUGGAAGCUUGUACGUCGUCUACAAAGUCGACGGAAACCACAUUGGUCAUGGCGGAAACUGCAACAACGGUGUGGAGCCAAUCGUACCCACACCCAUCAUGAUCCAACGCAUGCAGGCCGAUGGGAUCACCCCCACAGGAAAUGCCACCCAGAUUCUCGACCGCGGGCAGUACGAUGGACCGCUCAUCGAAGCGCCCUCGCUUGUGCGUUCAGCCGAAGGCAUCUAUGUCUUGUUCUUCUCGUCGAAUUGCUAUGACGGGGGGUUGUACGAUACAUCUUAUGCUACAGCCUCGAACGUGCUGGGCCCGUAUACCAAGUCCUCCUCGCCGUUGUUUGUUACCGGAGACCCCUUCUCGAAUCUGUAUUCACCUGAGGGAGCUGAUGUCACGACGGACGGGACCAAGUUGGUGUUCCAUGCGGAUUUGGGGACGUCGGCUGCGACGAGGCAGAUGUACACGGCCGAAAUUUCUAUUAAUGGCACGAAGGUGUCGAUUUGAUGAAUUUGUAUUUGGCAGUGCUAGUGAAUGGUUGAUCGAGUCGAUCCUCAAAAAGCUACCUCUGAAUUAUAGCUGUGGGUUCCGCAGACUAAUUAUUGAGACUGACCAUGUUUCAAAUUUGAUUUUGAACCUCCAAUAUUCGAUGAAGCAACUAAGCCAAACCUCUUUAAACUGCCGCGUCAUCCUCGUAAGCUUGUCAGCAAUUAGAACCGACAAGU